Molecule: messenger RNA, 1191 nt
Organism: Tuber melanosporum (Perigord truffle)
Lineage: Eukaryota; Fungi; Ascomycota; Pezizomycetes; Pezizales; Tuberaceae
Exons: 3
Coding region: 88-1098 (336 amino acids)
Biological process (GO): DNA damage checkpoint signaling; DNA repair
Cellular component (GO): checkpoint clamp complex
Source: RefSeq, a predicted model, not a curated record
AACCUACACAACUUGGAAAACCAACAUAGUUUACCGGUAAACUCUAACCGCCACCACCACCACUCUAGAACCCCACCACCCCACCAAAUGUCUGAAACCCAAGAAAACCCAGCCCAACCCCCCCUCUUCACAGCUCUAACGACUUCCUCCCGCCAAAUCCUCACACUCCUAAAAUGUAUUGGCUUCCAAUCUACAGCUCAAUUACAAAUCUCGGCCGACGGUCUCCGCGUCACGGUUGAGGACUCUCAUGUCAUGCAAGGCCAUGCUUUCAUUGACAAGAACUUGUUUAAUACUUACACCUUUCACCCACCGCCACACUUAACGGAGAAUUUGGAAGCAGAUGAGGAUCCAGUUGUACAGUUUGGUAUUAGCUUGACGGCGCUACUGGAGUGUCUACAGAUAUUUGGCGGAGGGGAUGCUGGCGGGAAAUGGCGAGGCGGUGGAGGCAGAGCUGGGGGAGGCGGGGACGGCUGGUCAGGGGGGACCGCCGGAGUAAGUGCCUUCGACCACGGCCUUUUGAGAAUCGCCGGGACGUGCAGGUUUCUAUACGAGGAAGGGGGUCCUUUAUGCUUGAUCUUGGAAGAACCCCCGAUAACAACCACUUGCGAACUGACAACCUACACCCCAGCCCCCCUCCCUGACAUCCCCCUCUCCCCUACCCUAACUCGGAAAAUCAUCCUAAAAUCAUCCCUCCUCCACGACGCCAUCACCGAACUCUCCUCGUCCCCCGUCCUCCCUUCUUCCUCUUCCCUCCUAGUAAUCUUCACAUCCCCAUCACCGCCCCACUUCGCCCUCUCCUCCACCUCCCCGCUCGGCACCACAACAGUCCAAUUUAGCAACGACGGAGACCUCCUGGAAACCUUCAUGGUGAGCGGACGCGCAAAGGACGUGUACCGCUUCGACCUCGUUAGGCACGCGCGCGGAGCCAUGGCGGUCGCGACAAAAGUUAGCGUCCGGAGCGACGAGGCGGGUGUACUCAGUUUGCAGUUUAUGGUGGAGUGGGAGGGGCGCGCGAGUUUUGUGGACUUUAGGUUUUUGGGGGUGGAUGAUGGGGAGGGUGGUGGUGGUAAUGGCGAGAGUGAGGGGGAUAGUGAAUAGUGGAUUAAGUUUGAUGUUGAAUUAAUAUAUUGUAUGAUGGGGUUUGCACGUAUGAUACGCAUGUAUAAUGGAAUAGUUGGAUUUCGAGUGAUA